This is a messenger RNA of Acanthosepion pharaonis, 654 nucleotides long. The record is from the annotation of a GenBank genome assembly. NCBI's taxonomy places the organism in Eukaryota, Metazoa, Mollusca, Cephalopoda, Sepiida, Sepiidae.
AUGAAGACGAGGACCCUGUCUGAUAACACGGCAUCCAUCAAGAUCACAGGGAUCCCUUCGAGUUUCAACACAACUAAGAUCAGCGUGGCAACACAGCAUGAUCCACGCUACGUAGAAAUCCUGCGCCGGUACAAGCACCUCACGCAACCCAUCAAACCAACUGAUGCAGGCGACCAUCAGACCCAACACCAUAUAAAGACCACUGGACAACCAGCAUAUUCAUGGCCACGACGACUCCCUCCACACAAACUAGCAUAUGCCAAGAAAGCGUUUGAGGAGUCGCUGGCCGACAAUAUCAUCCGACCCUCAGACAGCCCAUAUGCUUCACCACUGCAUCUGAGUCAAACCAGCUUUUCUGGAAAAAUCUCCACGGGAGACAGAACCCGUCUCAACACACCCAGAACCCUCACCUGCCUCAACAACCACGCAAUCGCAACCGUCACAACCGAGUCAAGUCGACCGAGCCCAGCAGCUGACGGGACCCAGCAUCAGCAGCAGCAUUUGUUCAAACAGUCCCGAACAAACAACCUCUGUAGUCUUUCUAUCCACCGCUUGCAAAUAAAGACACGAUUUCUAUCGUCUACAAUGGACCAUCUGCGUUUGUCAUCCUUCUUUGCUAUUGCCAUCUCCUUGCCUUUUGUGUCCCCUUUUUAG